Monomorium pharaonis (pharaoh ant) is the source of this 3136-nucleotide messenger RNA. RefSeq lists its product as uncharacterized. NCBI's taxonomy places the organism in Eukaryota, Metazoa, Arthropoda, Insecta, Hymenoptera, Formicidae. The record is from RefSeq and is a predicted model, not a curated record. The transcript is spliced from 10 exons. Bases 67 to 2628 code for a protein of 853 amino acids.
AUUGCCAGUUAAUUAUACUUAAAUCUUUUAAACUUUCGAAUGAAGUAAUAAUUUUUGGAGGAAGAAAUGUUGAUUUUCAAGAUGUUCCUCACACUAUCGAGGAUAUUGUCUCGGACAAACUGUAUUCUGAUUUUGAUGAUAUUCAACCUCGUAUCCUCAGCGCCUAUAAAAUCUCGAAAAAACUCGCCGCUCCAAAACGAACAAGGCUUCUCGACCUCCCCAAGGGUAGUGGAGUUCCAGCUGCCACUCAAGAUCACCUCGAAGGAAGAUUUAGCUGCUUGGUCUAAAUAUGUAUCGAGUUUGAUGGCAACAAAUGUAAAUUUUACGCCAAUUUUGAAAAACUCGUCGCCAGCUGAGAAACGACUUCCCCUUAUAAACAAUUCAGGCACGAAAUCGAAGGAGAUGAUGAAGAAGGCACCUCUCAACGAAAAACGACAAGGCUUGAACUAUCCGGCGCGAAGGCUUAAGGAACCCCCUGUGCAAAGAGCGGAUGACAAAGUGGUCGCUUACCCUUUACCCAUGGGAGCGAUGCAACCGACACCAUCCAAACUGCAGGAUCGCUCUAAUUUUCCUACUUCGAAUAUCAAUGGGCCGACUGAUUUUGGACAAUACGUGGACUUCAACAUCGGAAAUCCGUUUCAGAGCGAGUUUGAUUCCUUUGCGAAUUUUGAUGCCUUCUUGCAGCCGCCCGCUAACAUGUACCUCCCAUUACCGACAAGCCCAACCGAUACCAUUAAAUUGCAUCAAAAUGCAGUCAAUAAGAACUCUUCCGGUUCUGAAGACCCGGCGAAGUAUCUCCAGAGUAUGAGGAAUUUCUUGAAUCUUCGCAUAAAGGACGCUCAGAACGAUGAAUUUGGAGCUCAGGCGUUGCCGAUUGCCGUGAAUAACGGACUAACUGGAGUGAAUCUGUCGUACGUGGGUGAACCUCUGUUGACUUUUCCGUUCCAGGCGGUGGUUACAAUCACUAAAGAACUUCCAGCAGGUACGAUUAUGCAACCGAAGGAUUACACCGCGAUUAGAGAUCUACCGGAUGAGUUUUUGUCAUACUUCGAAAAAAACUACACACCCAUGAACGAAUCCGGACACGUCUUCAAAGAUUUUAUCACGGAUACGAGUGAAACAAAGAUGCAGGGAAAUGUGAAAAAGGCGGAGCAGAAAAAAAAAUCGCAAAAUAUACGCGAGCAAAAAAAGCAAAACCAGAAAAAGACGAAUAAUUCAAAUAGUCAAAAGUCAUCAAUAAAACGGCAGUCGGCCGUACUCGGGGAUUUGUUGAGGAUGUUGGGUAUCCUCCGGAAAUUGCCGAAGAAUUCCACCGAGAUUAGCGUCGCGUCACCUGUACUCUCUAUCUUGAAAGGUACGAACACACAGAAGAUACAAGUGGCUUUAGAAGAGAUCCCGCCACCACUGCCUAAUCGUGGAAGACGCAAUGAAACAUUUUUAGCGCAACAAUUGGAGGACGAUGAUGAAAACGGUGAUGAUGAGAAUGGUGAUGAUGAGAACGGUGAUGAUGGGAACGGUAGUAAUGGAAACGGCAAUAAUGGAGACAUCGAUAAUGGGAACGAUGAUGAUGAUGAUGGACCGCAAAUAGAAGCACAAGAGGAAGAUGAUGAAGAAGAAGAAGAAGGUGGAUCUAUACAAGCUGUGAUCGAAUUAUUACCGUUAGCUGCACCGAUUCUCGAAGAACUUAGUGAUCCAAACUCCGAUGUCGAUAUAGCAGAAGUACUUGCAGGUGCAAUUCCUCUUCUCGAAGGACUCUCUGAUCCAGAAGAUGAGGAUGGAUUUGAUAUUCCAGCAAUUCUACUGCCACUCUCUCAGAAACUCAGUGAGGGCCCAGAUGGACAAGGGAGCGAUUCCGGCGCCAUUUUAGGGCCUCUUAUUCAGCUGAUAGCUCCAUUAAGCGGACCACUUUCGGGGCCCUUGAUCGGGCCACUGAGUCGUACUAGUAGUGGCCCUGAUGGCAUACAAGGAUCGGCAUCUGUAUUUGGUGCAUCGGCUGAACCUUUAAGCAAACCGAUGGGACCGUAUGGGCAAUCAGUAUUAUCGGGCCUUGUUGCCAGUAUCACCGCUAAACUAAGUAAAGAAUCCGCCGCUUCGGCAGGUAGUUCAGAUGUUCAAGCUUUAGUAAGUUCGAUUGUGUCAGGUGUAUUCGCUGGUGCCAGUGCUGGUUCCAAAAGUCGUAAGGGUUAUGGUUAUGGUACUACAUAUGGUCAAUAUGGUCAAAAUAAUAGCAAUAAUAGAUACGGUAACAAAGACACGUACCAAGCGUCCACAACCUACGGCGGUUACGAUACAUACAGCACUAAACCUCCGCCUAAAGCAGCGCUUACCGAGCCGUUACAGGAAAUUCUCGGUGCUAUCCUAAAGUUAUCGGCCACGUCGUCAACCUCCAGCUCAAGUGUAUCCGGCGCAUCGUCGAGCUCGAGCGCAGAUCUGUCAGCCGGUUCCUCACAAUCAUCAAAGGAACCAGAGACACCUACGUAUGGUCCCCCCACGUAUAAACCACCUACAUAUGCUCCACCGCCCCCCAAACCUUCUUACCAGCCUGAUUAUGCUGGGCCUCCGCCAAAUCCGGAUUCUCCUUACGUAACAUUCACGCGAAGACAAGUCGCAAGACGGCAGAGAUUUUGAGUCACAUUUCGCUUGUAGUUUAUUACCUUUUUAAGUUUGAUAGAAUCACUCCCGCGAGAUGGACUGUAUUCCGGCAUAAUUGUAGACAUUCCUAGGAUUACUUCUUGGUUCUUUUACGUAAAGUCUCUUUGGAAAGGCUUUAAGUGCAGGUGUUACGACUACGGAGACUGUCUCUCUCUUUCUUGGCUGACCUCUCCGAUAAAUCCCAGUGAUGAAUUUUGCAAUAAUGAACUUAUUACAACCGAGAUCAUGUGGGCUUUUGCGUAAUAUUGCAGGAUAAUCUUAGCCGCGCAAGGACAGCUGUCACGUCAUCGUUAUGAUUGUUGCAAGCUUUCGCCUCAUUUAAAUCAUUUCCUAUGAGUAAUCUUGUGGAUAAAUUGUGAAUAAUUCUGUGCAACAUACAAUGUAUAAAUACAUCGCCAUUCGCACUUUUAACGAUUAACUUUAACGAUUGUGGGGGCAUUAGUAUAAAUUAUAAAUAUUAAUAAUAUAACAUGUGUAAAUAAAA